AUGACUCUCCCAUAUAUUGAGAAUGUCGAAAUCGAAACACUUAUCGACCAAAGGACCGCUGCUCUGGUGCGGCAACUAGACACCAGCUCAGAUCUCGGCGCUAGGAAUACUGGCGUGCGAGGACAAAUGGCUGUUCAAUUCUUCGAGAAAAAGCGAAGAAAAGCUUGGUUUACCAAAGGAGAGGAAGAGGUAUGUUGGGAACAGUGGACUUUGGAUGUUACAUUAGCGACUCCGCGAACAGAAAGUGGUAAGGAAAUCCGAUUACUCUAUGGUAUGGCUAUGGCUGGCUCACAUUGUGUGCCUUACAGAACGAGCGAAAGUCAGAAGUGCGAUGGAGGCCAUGUUACUGAAAGCCGCAAUGAAGAUCGUGACAACGGUUAA
Molecule: messenger RNA, 381 nt
Organism: Sclerotinia borealis F-4128
Lineage: Eukaryota; Fungi; Ascomycota; Leotiomycetes; Helotiales; Sclerotiniaceae
Source: the annotation of a GenBank genome assembly